Solanum tuberosum (potato) is the source of this 798-nucleotide messenger RNA. RefSeq lists its product as uncharacterized. The record is from RefSeq and is a predicted model, not a curated record. Lineage: Eukaryota; Viridiplantae; Streptophyta; Magnoliopsida; Solanales; Solanaceae. The coding region runs from base 1 to 798 and encodes 265 amino acids. Gene Ontology annotation, cellular component: plasma membrane. The transcript has a single exon. Gene Ontology annotation, biological process: defense response to other organism.
AUGGCAACCAAGCCUAAUGGCACCACCACUAAAAACCCCACCACCCCCACCUCGAACCCCAAACCGAAAAAUCAAACGUACAACCCUAAGAGCCAGACGUACAAUCCGAAUCGGAUCCCUUAUCGACCGAACUACCGACACAAACGUCGUGGCCGUGGUUGCAAUUGUCGUAGAUGUUUUUGUCGAUGUUGUUGUUGGACUAUUCUCAUGAUCAUCGUUAUUCUUGUCCUUGUAGCUAUUGCUGGUACAAUUUUUUACUCCCUUUAUCGUCCUCAACUUCCUUCAUUUUCGAUAUCCUCUCUCAAAAUUUCGCAGUUCAAUCUCACCACAUCUCCUGAUGAUACUACAAGACUCGCUACUAAAUUCAACGUAACUCUGUCUACCAAGAACAAAAACAAGAAAGUCAUUUACAUUUAUGAUCCAAUUGCAUUUAAAGCAGAAUCAACCAAUCAAAUUGAGCUCGCAAAUGGGGAUUUUCCAAGAUUUACUAGUGCACCAAAUAAUGUUACAAUUAUACAUUCAACAUUAUCAAUGGUGUCACAAGUUCUUGAUGUGGAUUCUAUUUCAAGUUUGAAAUCAGAUAUGAAGAGAAAAAGUGGUAUGCCAAUGAGGAUUUUGUUGGAUACAAAAGUUGUUGUGAAAAUGGACAAAUUGAAAACUAACAAAGUGGGGAUUAGAGUAACAUGUGAUGGUAUCAAUGGACCAAUACCUAAAGGGAAAAAUCCAAGUGUGGCUUCAAUUACAACAGCUAAAUGUAAGGUUGAUUUGAGAAUCAAGAUUUUGAGAUGGACAUUCUAG